Messenger RNA from Tetrahymena thermophila SB210, 2358 nucleotides. Its product is annotated as glycosyl hydrolase family 31 protein. Gene Ontology annotation, molecular function: hydrolase activity, hydrolyzing O-glycosyl compounds; carbohydrate binding. Gene Ontology annotation, biological process: carbohydrate metabolic process. The record is from RefSeq and is a predicted model, not a curated record. Lineage: Eukaryota; Ciliophora; Oligohymenophorea; Hymenostomatida; Tetrahymenidae. The transcript is spliced from 4 exons.
AUGAUUUUUACAAAAAUUUGCUUUAUAAAAUGCUUAAUUAUAACUUAGUUAUUAAAAUUGAUACAAAGUUAGUAAUUUGAUAGUAGACCUCAUGUAGUAGCAGAAAAUUUACUCAUGGAUUAUGUUAGCUUAGGGGUCAUAUUUUAGAAAUCUGCGCUUUAGUAGAGCUUAUAUUCUUAAAAUGUAGGCAAUGAUAGUGUUUAAAAAAAUACUAAUUUAGUCAACAUAGUAGAAGAUUAGGAUAAAGAAAUUAAUUAAAAUAACUUAAAAAGUAAUAAUACUCGUUUAAAUCUAUUGGAUUUGGAUAAAUUAUAGUAGAAUGUUUUUUAUGUGUUAAAGAAAAAGACUAUUUAAGAUAAUAAAAUAUAAUUAUUAAUUCAGUUGUACUAGAAUUUUGACUUCUACCUUAAUACUUACAAUAAUUUUAUCAAAUGUAUUAAACUAACUCUAUACUGUAGAGAUGCUUCCUUCAUUGAUUUGGUUGCAGAAGAUGUAAAUGAUGAUUUAAGAUUUAAAUAUAAAAAUUAAAAUUUUGAGCAGAGAAAUGAAAAAUCCUUUUGCUUUAAUAAUACAAACUUUUCUAUAUUUAUUAGCGAUUACAAUGAGCCUUUCUAAUUAAAAAUAUUAAGAAAAAAUACAAAUACUUUGUUAUUCAGCUUAGAUGAAAGAUUUGUGAUGAGUGAUAAAUAUAUUCACUUGAAGUACUAAGCAAGUAGUAAGUUUAUUUUUGGGUUAGGAGAAAGAAAUUACAAGUUUAAAUUAGAAUUCAAUAAUUCGCUUUACACUUUGUGGAAUAGAGAUGUGCCCUAGGAUAUUGAAACUGCUGAUUCUAAAGGAGGUCAUAACACAUAUGGCUCUCACCCCGUUUAUUUAAUGAAAGAUACUGACUAUUAGGAUGAAAACAACCAGACAGAUACUCAUUUUCAUUUAAUUUAUCUUUAAAAUGUAAAUGCUAUGGAUAUAUUUCUAACAAAACAAUAAGAAAUCGAAUAUCGUAUUACAGGAGGAAUUUUAGAUUUUAAAAUAAUAGCAUGCGAUUCUCCUAGUAAUUGUGUGCAGAGAUACAAUGUCUUCUUAGGAAAAUAGGCUUUGAUGCCUCUCUGGGCAUAUGGAUUUCACCAAUCUAGAUGGGGAUAUUAGAAUAUAGAUGAAGUAAAAUAAAUAAUUGCAGAAUACAAUUUCAUCGAAUUUCCUGUAGAAAGUAUAUUCAUAGACAUUGAUUACAUGAUAAAUUAUAACACUUUUACAGUUAAUUAAACUAUAUUUCCUCUAAACAACUACUCUAUCAUGAAAGAUAUUGAGAAAAGGAUAGUUCCUAUCCUAGAUGUAGGAAUUGGAUUAGAAAACCAAACACUGCAAGUAAGAUAAGACGCAUUAUAUUAUAACGUAGGUGUCAAAGACCUCACCCAUAAAAUUUAUAUAGGAAGAGUUUGGCCUGGCUACACUUUAUUUCCUGACUUUUAAAAACCUAUUACAAAAAUAUUCUGGUAGAAUUACACAUUUAACUUUAUGAAGUAAAAUAACAUAUCAGCAUUCUGGUUAGACAUGAAUGAAUAUGCUAAUUUCUGUCAUGGAAUUUGUGAAGAGUUGUACCAAAAUUACAGACAAUCAUAUAAUUUAGAUGUAGAGUUAUUUGUAGAAGGUUUAGCUUAUCAGCCUGGAAGUAAACCACUUGAAAACAUGUCUUUAAGUUUGGUUAGUAUUCAUGAGGAAAGUGGAGAUUUAGAGUUUAAUUUUCAUAAUAUUAAUGGAUAUUUGCAUUCUCAGUCUACAUACAAGGCUGUCAAAUAUGAAAUGUAAAACCCUUUGCCUUUCUUGAUAUCAAGAAGCACUAUUCCUGGUAGUGGGAAUUAUGUUUCUCAUUGGGCUGGUGAUAAUAAUUCUUCAUAUGAGUUCAUGGCUUAUUCCGUGUCUAGCCUUUUUAAUUUCCAUAUUUUUGGCAUAGAUUUUACUGGUAGCGAUAUUUGUGGGUUCAUGGGAAAUACUACCUAAGAAUUAUGCAACAGAUGGGCUUAAUUAGGAUCUUUAUACCCAUUUAGCAGGAAUCAUAAUCAUGAAAAGCUGUUAAGCUAGGAAUUCUUUACUUUUGAUGAAUUUGGAGGAGCACUAUUUUCAUUCAGAACAAAAUACUCUCUGUUAAAAUAUUACUACACUCUUACUCUCAAUAACACCUACAAAAUUUAACCAGCAUUUAUGAAUUUUGCUAAUGACUCAAACCUAUAUUUAGAUAAUAUUUUAGAAACUCAUAUUAUGAUUGGUCAGCAUCUCAUCUCUGUACCUGUUUUAAAAUAAGGAUAAAAUUAUUAUGAAAUUUAUUUUCCUUAAGGGAGAUGGUAAAUUUUAAAUUAAAAUAUUUGA